Molecule: messenger RNA, 1176 nt
Organism: Papilio xuthus (Asian swallowtail)
Lineage: Eukaryota; Metazoa; Arthropoda; Insecta; Lepidoptera; Papilionidae
Gene: Dera
Product: deoxyribose-phosphate aldolase
Exons: 6
Coding region: 201-1157 (318 amino acids)
Biological process (GO): deoxyribonucleotide catabolic process; carbohydrate catabolic process
Cellular component (GO): cytoplasm
Molecular function (GO): deoxyribose-phosphate aldolase activity
Source: RefSeq, a predicted model, not a curated record
CAAAUGUUGUUUUAUAAAUAAAAACGAUAAAUAACUUUGUUAAAUUGAUAUCAAAAGUUAAAGAUCGAGAAAUCAAAUGUUUCCUCUUGUUCACACUGUGUGUUGAUAAGAAACACAUUAUUUUCGUUAGGUACUUGGUGUCAAGGUCUCGCAUAUGAAAAUAAUUUCUAGAAUAUUUGCAUUCAAGUUGAAUUUAAAGUAUGAUUGGUGAUUGUAAUAAAACGUUGCCUAUGAGCACUAUUCCGGAGAGGUUCUUAAAGAAUGUUUAUGUCAACAAAAAUGCUGUGGAAAAACAAAUUAGAUGUAUAUUAAAUGAUUACCCUGUAGUGGAAAAUGAAACAAUGAAACCAUGGCUAUUACGAGUUAUAUCUGUGAUUGACUUGACUACUUUAUCUGGAGACGACACUAGGUCUAAUGUUGUAAGAUUGUGUCAGAAGGCUGCGAAUCCCAUAAAACAAGAUAUUUUAAAUAAAUUGGGCAUUGAUAAUAACAAGCUUACGACAGCUGCAGUUUGUGUGUACCCUGCAAGAGUACCUGAUGCCUAUGACAUUAUAAAACAGAUGGGAUUGACUGACACCAUACAAAUAGCAUCAGUUGCAACAGGUUUUCCAUCUGGACUGUACCCAUUGCAGAGUAGACUGCAAGAGAUAACAUUUGCAGUCAGUAAAGGGGCGACUGAAAUUGAUGUGGUAUUAGACCGCAGUUUGGUGUUGACGGGCAAAUGGGAUGAGUUGUACAAUGAAGUGGUACAAAUGAGACAAGCUUGCGGUGCUGCACACUUAAAAGUUAUUCUUGGAGUUGGUGAACUUGGUUCCUAUAGAAAUGUGUACAAAGCUUCAUUGAUAUCUAUGUUAGCCGGUGCUGAUUUUAUUAAGACGUCAACAGGCAAAGAGGUUGUGAAUGCGACGCUACCAGUUGGUCUAGUGAUGUGCCGUGCUAUACGCUACUUCUACCAACUGACAGGUGUCAAGGUGGGUUUAAAGCCGGCUGGUGGUAUAAAGACAGCGAGAGACGCCAUUAACUGGCUGGUUCUAGUAUACACAGAGUUGGGGCCCGAAUGGAUUACACCAGAUCUGUUCCGUAUCGGAGCGUCAAGUCUGCUUGAUGUUGUCGUGAAAUCUCUCGAUGAUUGUACCAAGUUAAUCCCGAAGAUGUGAUAUAAAUUAUGUAGGUGGU